This is a messenger RNA of Ahaetulla prasina, 2071 nucleotides long. It is a transcript of the gene IQCC, whose product is annotated as IQ motif containing C. The record is from RefSeq and is a predicted model, not a curated record. The coding region runs from base 869 to 1504 and encodes 211 amino acids. Gene Ontology annotation, molecular function: protein binding. Lineage: Eukaryota; Metazoa; Chordata; Lepidosauria; Squamata; Colubridae. The transcript is spliced from 5 exons.
GCCGAGGCGGGCGCCGGGGUCGGUGGCCAGAAGCCCCGGGCGGCCUGAGCCCGCGAUCCCCAGCCGCCUCGAUUCGGGGGUGCGCCGAGGAAGCGCUGUUUCCCGGCCGCCUCAGGGAGGGAGGGAGGGAAGCGGAGACCGAGCCAAAGGCAGCGCUGAGCGCGUUGGCUCUUACGGCGGGGGCCUCCAGCCCUUGGCCCGGGAGAUGGAGGCUCGGGAGCAGCGCCCGCCCCUGCGGUGCCUCCGAGGCCCUGGAGCGGGGAAGAAGGGUCCCCGCGGAGAGGGGACCCUUCUGGGGAAGGCCUUGGUUUCGGUACAGGCAGGCCUCGCCUUGCAGCCAUUGAUUUAGUGGCCGUUCGAAGGCACAGCCACAGUGAAAAAGUGACCCGUGGCCGUUUUUCAGAGUUACGUGGUCACGUGAUGAACGUUAACUCGCUCGGCAACGUGUGUGUAAGAGGGUUGCAGCGUCCCGGGGUCACGUGAUCCCCUUUGCGACCUUCUGACAAGCAAAGUCAAUGGGGGAGCCGGAUUCAUUUAACAACCGUGUUGCUAACCUAACAACUGCAGGGAUUCGGUUAACAAGGGGAGCAAGGAAGGUUGUAAAAUGGGGCAAAACUCAUUGAACUUGCUUAGCAAUGGAGAUUUGGGGCUCAGUUGUGAUUGUAAGUCAAGGACUACUUGUAAUAGAAACGGUGAGGAGUGAAAAGGUUCCGAUAAACGUAAAAGGGUUCUGGGCUUCCUUCCUCAUCUUCAAUAUUUCCUGGAAUUGGAAUGGGCACAAGUAAGCGCUGACUUCCUCCUUGCCCUCGCUCCCCUGUCAAAUGGCAGCUGGACGAACAAGAUGUGAGGGAGAAAAACCACCUGUUAAAUGUCUCCUAUCAGCUCCUGUGCUGUUGUCAGGGGUUACCUGAUCAGGAAAAGGCUUCAAAGCAUAAGGAGAAAGUACGAGAGCAUCGUCGAGGAAAUUGAAGGGGACUUGGAUUGGGUUCAGUGGACUGGCCAUUUCUUCCCAAGACCAGCGUUUCUCUCAAAGUCUGCCAAGAAAUCAAUAAAGCAAUUCAACAGAGAAGAGGUUAAAAUUGACAAGCCACAAAAACAGGAUGCACAAUAUUUUCAAGAGGUAUCACAGUCUAAACAAAUGCGUGACUUUGAGAUGCAGUUUCCAAGCCGAUUAUUGGCUGAAGUGGAACCCGAGAUCAGUGAGGUAGGACAGCAAGCUGUGGAUGCUCACUCUGGGAAUGUCUGCAGCCUGUCAGGAGAAAACGAGGAAGGCGGGGAAUCCAGCAAUGCCUCAUCUGACUGGAGCAGCACAGUUCUGGGGAUGGAGUCUCCCAGGAUGAGACACGAGUCUCAUUUCCCCAAAGCACCGGAAAUGCUCAGAGGGAUGCCUGGCCUGCAGAACUACCGCAAGCACCUGGCUAUGGAGCUGCUCUGGCUGCAACAGGCAAUUGCCAGCCGCAAGAAUUAUUUGAUCCUGAAGCAGAGAUUGGGGAAUCCAGCUUGAGAGCUCCCAUGCAAUCUUUUCACACUGAACUGGAAGCUGACACUGAGCCGCUACCUCCAGAAAGGAAGCCCGGGGCUGCAGGCAAGGUGUCUGCCCUGUUUCCUUAGAGAGGCCACAUUCUGAAGUCACCAUUCAGACUUACAAAAGGAACUGUAAAAGCUGGAGAUUGCGAAAGCUUUUCAAGGCUGGCAGACUUUUUGGAAUUGCAGUCGCAGAAGCUCCUUUUGGGCACUUUUGGUGGAGCAACAUCAGUUUUACCAGCAUUUGCAAAGCUACAGUAGCUAGUGAUCAGUGGGCCAUGGAAGCUGUCGUCUGUGUGAGGCUUUUUCCCCUGUCAGUUACAUUAGAGCAGCUUUGACCAGAAAGUUUUCAAUUCCUGGAGAUUAUUCCAGGGUCCUGUAUUGUAGCUGGAGCCCUUUUUCUUCUUCACAUCUGCUUUUGGUGCCUCCUGGCUGUUUGCUUAUUCUAAAAGUCUUUACUGCAUGAUUGUUUCUGCUAUUUUUCUGGCUUGUUUUUUAAAAAUUUGGAUGCUCUCUAUUAAUAAAUUAUUAUGAAAUUAAAUAAACA